AUGGCUUAACCCUCAGACGUAAAGCAAAUCCUAGAUAUCUCAGGUGGAUAGGAUGGAUCUGGCAGAAAACUAGACAAGAAGCAAAAAGAUAAAAAGAAAAGACCUGAAAAGGUUAAUCGUGAGGUUUUCGCUCUGAUUGGAGAUGUCCCACAAUUAGUUCCAGCUAUUGCAGAGACUACUAAGGCUUUGGUGAUUAAAGAGAAGAACUUAAAGAGAAAAGUAGAUCCAUGGGUAUGGCAUAGAUUUUAGAAUCCAGCCAGAUAUGAUGGUUUGACUUUGGGUCAUUGGAUGAAGGAAGAAGAGAAAGAUGAAGUUUAUCCAUUUGCAAGGUUCAAUCGCAAGGUUGAGGUUGUCUCAUAUACAGACGAUGAAUACAAGGCAGCUAUUGAAGAUGCAGGUUUGAACAAUACUGCAGUCGGUAAUACUGACUGGAGCAAACUUGAAACCGAUCAUCUUUUUAGGCUGUGUGAUAAGUACAGUUAGAGAUUCAUCAUUAUAGCUGACAGAUUUGAAGGGGACAUAGAUGACAAUGAGGAAUAAGAGUUGAGAGCACAUUUCCUGGGUUAAAGUAAGAAAAGAAACUUUAAACAGAAGGAGAAACAAGAGAAGAAGUAGAAUAAGAACCAAAUACAAGCAGGUUUGGAAGUCAGCAACUCAAACGAAUCACUUUAGGUUAAAUUCCAUGAGAGAACAGUGGAUGAGAUAAAAGAGCGCUAUUAUUCAGUGGCUAAAGCCAUCCUCGAGCAUCGAGGAGAUAACGAAAAUCCAUUGGUCAAAAAGCCAUUCAAUUAUGAGCAAGAAGUUAAGAGAAAAUGCAAUCUCGAGAAGUUAUUCUUGAGAACCAAAGAGCAACAUGAAAAAGAGAAGUUGAUGGUUGCUGAAUUAAAGAAACUAGAGCAAAAAAUUAAAAAGGAGGAAAAAGAGGAGAAGAAUCUUAGAAAGCUCAUCUAUAAUGAUGCUAGUCUCAAUCUUCCCCCGAUUAAUCCAACAACUGUUGUUGUUGAAAAUGGAGUUGCCAAUGGAGCUCCGGGUGAAUCAAUCUAUACUGAUGAAAUGUAGAGUGCCAAGGGAGGUAGAAGAGAUAGAGGCUCUGGUGUCUAUCUUAGAUCCUAAGUAUUGCAAGCUCAACUUCCAACUAAGAAAGAGCAUCUCCAAAAGAAAUUUGAAAUCGUAAUGAAAGAGUUAAAGAUUGACCCCACUGAACUUAAACCAACUUAGAGAGUAGUAGAUAAAUAUCAGGAACUGAUGAACGAAAUCUUGAAGUUGUUUGCACUCCAAAAUUAUAUCAAGAAGAAACAAGAAGAUCUCAAUAUCAUAUAGGAAGUGACCAAUGAGAAAAAGGCUUUCCUCUAGCUACCUUAGCUUUAACUACAAGCAUUAAAACAAUAAGAGGCUCUCGCUAGGCAAAUAUCCCUAGAGGGUAAGUUCCUCCUGUUGGCUAAAUUCAAGGUUAGCCGCAGUAAAAUAUCCCAGUUUACAACUAAGGAACAACAAAUCCACCAAUGGGAAUACAAAAUACAAUCAACACUAGUAUUCAGCCAAUCAAUAGGCUCUAGAUGUAAGGUGUAGAACAUUAAUUAGAUUCCAGGUCAACAAAUUCCACCUUAAGCUUAGAUUAUUCAGCCUCCAAAGGAAAGAAGAAUUCCAUAAGGAGCAUAGCAGAUUGUAUAAGAAGAAGAUAAGAAAUCACCCUCAAAAGGAGGUUCUUAAUUGGACGAGUCACAUGACAGUUCAAUGAGAGAUGAGAACCCUUCAUCUAGUAAAAAGGGUCAAAAGAAAAUAGGAGGAGGCAUUAAGAAGCCAAUUAAGAAAACUGGCUAAAUUAUUUCUGGUGGUGGACAAGCAAGCUAAGUCGCUAUAACACAGCCAUCAACAACUUAGGAUUAUCAAACGAAUGACACUAACAACUCAAGUGCUACAAGAUAAUCUGCAAGAUAGAGUGGAGGUCAAAAGAAGAGAAGAUGA
Messenger RNA from Stylonychia lemnae, 1965 nucleotides. NCBI's taxonomy places the organism in Eukaryota, Ciliophora, Spirotrichea, Sporadotrichida, Oxytrichidae. The record is from the annotation of a GenBank genome assembly.